AUGUCUUCUCUCCGCGCCGAGCUGCAAAGCCGCUGCUGGCAGCGCGACACAUACCUCAUCACGACGGACGCCUCGCGGAUCCCGCUCGACCGGCUCAGCGCCGUCUUCGACUCGGCCGCGUUCUACUGGGCGCGCGCGAUGCCGGCGGAGCACAUGCGCGCGGCGCUCGACAACUCGCUCUGCUUCGGGCUCUUCCGGCAGGACGACUUUUGCGGCCUCGCACGCUGCGUCACCGACUACACGACCUUUGUCUACCUCACCGACGUCUGGGUCGACCCGGCCGUGCAGGGCCGCGGCCUGGGCAGCUGGCUGCUGCGCUGCGUGCGCGAGGUCGUCGAGGCCAUGCCGCACCUGCGCCGCAGCAUGCUCUUCACGUCCAGCUGGGAGAAGUCGGUGCCGUUUUACCGCCGCGUCUUGGGCAUGGAGGUGCUCGAGUCCAGGCCCGGCGAGGGCCUCGUGGCCAUGGAGCGCAAGGGCCGCGGGCAUCCGCGGUAUGGCUGCGAGGGGAGCGACUACAGUUAG
This is a messenger RNA of Cordyceps militaris CM01, 522 nucleotides long. RefSeq names its product GNAT family N-acetyltransferase, putative. The transcript has a single exon. NCBI's taxonomy places the organism in Eukaryota, Fungi, Ascomycota, Sordariomycetes, Hypocreales, Cordycipitaceae. The record is from RefSeq and is a predicted model, not a curated record. Gene Ontology annotation, molecular function: acyltransferase activity, transferring groups other than amino-acyl groups. Bases 1 to 522 code for a protein of 173 amino acids.